Messenger RNA from Capsicum annuum, 987 nucleotides. RefSeq lists its product as uncharacterized. NCBI's taxonomy places the organism in Eukaryota, Viridiplantae, Streptophyta, Magnoliopsida, Solanales, Solanaceae. The transcript is spliced from 2 exons. The coding region runs from base 1 to 987 and encodes 328 amino acids. The record is from RefSeq and is a predicted model, not a curated record.
AUGUGCCUUUUAGUGGAGGCACUAGAGCAGAUGUCCGAAUACGCCAAGUUUAUGAAGGAUCUUAUAACAAAGAAGAGAACAGUUAGCUAUGAAUCGGUGGAUAAUCUUUACCAUUUUAGCUCAAUUUCAACAAGAUCUUUGGUACAAAAAAAAGCAGACCCGGGAGUGUUCACCAUCCCUUGCACUAUUGGGUCACAUGAUUUUGCUAAGCCCUUAUGCGAUCUCGAAGCAAGUAUUAAUUUGAUGCCUCUUCCUAUUUAUAAGAGGUUAGGUUUAGGGGAUCCUACACCCACAAAUAUGCAAUUAGUGAUGGCGGAUAGGUCAGUGAAGCGACCAGCAGGGAUAUUUUAUAAUGUGCUAGUAGGGAUAUUUUAUAAUGUGCUAGUAAAGGUGGCCAACUUUAUAUUCCCUCUGGAUUUCAUUAUUUUAGACUAUGAGGUAGAUUUCAAGGUACCCAUAAUCUUGGGUAGACCUUUUCUCGCAACUGGGAGUGUCCUUAUUGAUUUGAGGGCUAAUGUGUUACUGUUCAGGCUUAAUGAUGAGGUGAUUUACUUUGAUGUGUGCCAAUCUAUAAAGCAACCCAAAGAGAUGAGUAUGUUCUCUAGUGUUGAUUUUUAUUAUAAAGACGAGCAAGAGGUGCCAAUCGAGGAAAAGUUUAUUGUGGAAAUGCUAGCUGCAGUCUUGAUGAAUUUUGAUAGUGAAGGAAUUGAGAAAUAUGGGGAGACCGUGUGUGCCCUGACGAUAAUGGAAUCAUAUUCAUAUGCUCCUAAGAAGCUGGAUUUAGAUCUUAAAAAUUGCCCAACACCACCGACUAAGCCAUCUAUUAAAGAGCCAUCGGUGUUGGAGGUGAAGGAGCUUCCAGUCCAUCUACGUCAUAAGAUUCAUCUUGAGGAGGAUUGCACAUUAACCAUUGAGCAUAAAUGCCAUCUUAAUCCACCAAUGCAAGAGGUGGUUAAGAAGGAAAUCAUUCAAUGGCUGGACGCAUGA